CCGCCAAACUGCCGUGGGCCGGAAGUCGGGAGCACCUCCAUCGAGGGGGUGGCUGAAGGACGUCUCUGCUCGCCUGCACGCUGGACGCGCCCGGGAGAGACGCUCCGUCCCCCCACCGCUGCGCAGUGGAAUCUUCUGGGGGGCGGGGCCAUAUGAAAGCGCUGCUCUAAUUGGUCCGACGUCCUCGUCGGCGGGACCUCCCGGAGCUACUGGCGCGAAAUCUGCAGGCGACUCUGGGACGGAGUGGGAGCGCUCGUUACCUGGCCCCGGUAGUCCGAGCGCCAUGUCGUCCCCGGCGUCCACCCCGAGCCGCCGAGGGAGCCGACGCGGACGCACCACUCCCGCGCAGACACCUCGCAGUGAGGAUGCCAGGUCUUCGCCCUCUCAGAGAAGAAGAGGGGAGGAGUCAACCUCCACAGGGGAGCUGCAGCCCAUGCCCACCUCCCCUGGAGCUGACCUGCAGAGUCCAGCCACUCAGGAUGCUCUGUUUUCCAGCCCUCCUCCCAUGCAUCCUUCAAACAUUCCUCUGGACUUUGAUGUUAGCUCUCCACUGACCUACGGUACUCCCAGCUCAAGGGUAGAGGGAACCCCAAGGAGUGGUGUUAGAGGCACCCCAGUAAGGCAGAGACCGGACCUGGGUUCUGCAAGGAAGGGUCUACAGGUGGACUUGCAGUCUGAUGGGCCGGCAGCAGAAGAUAUAGUGGCAAGUGAGCAGUCUCUAGGCCAAAAACUGGUGAUUUGGGGAACAGAUGUAAAUGUGGCAACAUGCAAAGAAACUUUUCAGAGAUUUCUUCAGCAGUUUACUGAUCCUUUGGCUAAGGAAGAAGAAAAUAAUGGCAUUGAUAUCACUGCUCCGGUUUACAUGCAGCGACUUGCAGAGAUUAAUGUUAUUGGGGAGCCAUUUUUGAAUGUGAACUGUGAGCACAUACAGUCAUUUGACAAAAAUCUGUACAGACAGCUCAUCUGCUAUCCACAGGAAGUUAUUCCAACUUUUGACAUGGCUGUCAAUGAGAUCUUCUUUGAGCGUUACCCUGACUCAAUCUUGGAACAUCAGAUUCAAGUAAGACCAUUCAACGCAUUAAAGACAAAGAACAUGAGAAACCUGAAUCCAGAAGACAUUGACCAGCUGAUAACCAUCAGUGGCAUGGUAAUCAGGACAUCCCAGCUGAUCCCCGAGAUGCAGGAAGCCUUCUUUCAGUGCCAGGUGUGUGCACACUCAACCCGUGUGGAGAUCGACCGAGGCCGCAUCGCCGAGCCCUGUGUGUGUGAGCGCUGCCAUACCACCCACAGUAUGGCGCUCAUCCACAACCGUUCCGUGUUCUCCGACAAGCAGAUGAUCAAACUUCAAGAGUCUCCUGAAGAUAUGCCUGCAGGACAAACACCUCAUACUGUGGUCCUUUUUGCUCACAAUGACCUUGUGGACAAAGUGCAACCUGGAGACAGAGUGAAUGUCACUGGCAUCUACCGAGCUGUUCCUAUUCGCAUCAAUCCAAGAGUGAGCAAUGUCAAAUCUGUCUACAAAACCCACAUUGAUGUCAUUCAUUAUCGGAAAACGGAUGCAAAGCGCCUGCAUGGCCUUGAUGAAGAAGCAGAACAGAAACUCUUUUCCGAGAAGCGUGUGGAAUUACUUAAGGAACUUUCCAGAAAACCAGACAUUUAUGAGAGACUUGCUUCAGCCUUGGCACCAAGCAUUUAUGAACAUGAAGAUAUAAAGAAGGGAAUCUUGCUUCAACUCUUCGGUGGAACAAGAAAGGAUUUCAGUCACACAGGAAGGGGCAAAUUUCGCGCUGAGAUCAACAUCCUGCUCUGUGGUGACCCUGGGACCAGUAAGUCCCAGCUGCUGCAGUAUGUGUACAACCUGGUCCCCAGGGGCCAGUACACCUCUGGGAAAGGCUCCAGUGCUGUCGGCCUCACAGCAUAUGUCAUGAAAGACCCUGAGACAAGGCAACUGGUCCUGCAGACUGGUGCCCUGGUAUUGAGUGACAAUGGCAUCUGCUGCAUUGACGAGUUUGACAAGAUGAAUGAAAGCACGAGAUCAGUGUUGCAUGAAGUCAUGGAGCAGCAAACUCUUUCUAUUGCAAAGGCUGGGAUUAUUUGUCAACUCAAUGCGCGUACUUCUGUCCUAGCAGCAGCAAAUCCUAUCGAGUCUCAGUGGAAUCCCAAAAAAACUACCAUUGAAAAUAUCCAGUUACCUCACACCUUAUUAUCAAGGUUUGAUUUGAUCUUUCUCAUGCUGGACCCUCAGGAUGAGGCCUAUGACAGGCGUCUGGCUCACCACCUCGUGGCGCUGUACUAUCAAAGCGAGGAGCAGGUGGAGGAGGAGUUCAUGGACAUGGCAGUGCUCAAGGACUAUAUUGCUUACGCCCACAGCAUGGUCAUGCCUCGCCUGAGCCAGGAGGCCAGCCAGGCUCUCAUUGAGGCUUAUGUGGACAUGAGGAAGAUUGGAAGUAGCCGAGGAAUGGUUUCUGCAUACCCUCGACAGUUGGAAUCCCUGAUCCGCUUGGCAGAAGCCCAUGCCAAAGUGCGAUUUUCAAAUAAAGUCGAGGCAAUUGAUGUUGAAGAGGCCAAACGCCUCCAUCGGGAGGCCCUAAAGCAGUCUGCAACUGACCCUCGGACUGGCAUCGUGGACAUAUCUAUUCUCACUACAGGAAUGAGUGCCACUUCUCGUAAACGGAAAGAAGAGUUAGCAGAAGCAUUGAAAAAGCUUAUUUUAUCUAAGGGUAAAACACCAGCUCUGAAAUACCAGCAACUUUUUGAAGACAUCCGAGCACAGUCUGACAUAGCAAUCACUAAAGAUAUGUUCGAAGAAGCACUGCGUGCCUUGGCUGAUGAUGACUUCCUGACAGUCACUGGGAAGACCGUCCGCCUGCUUUGAGAUUGUGCAUGUCUCCUGUGGACACAGUGCCUGCUUGCUGUAUAUGUGCCAUAUCAAACCAGCCCGUUCUAUGGCUCCCAUUGGUGGAACCCAGACCUUCCUGUCUUUACUUAGCCCAGCAUAUUUCUCCUAACCUAGGUUCAAUUUUCGUAGUGAAGUGUAUAUUUUUCUCAAUUAAAACAUUAUGUCCUCAAAACACUCUUUGUCAAUUCAGAAACAUGUACAGUUAUGAUAUUCUUUUGUGUGUAUGAACAUUUUCUAUUGUGAAGAUAUAAACCUAAAAACAAAGAUUAUUGCAUGCUAGUUUAUAAUUGCUGUAGAAUAAUAGCAUGGAAAUCUGAAAAUGUUAAGCAGCUUCUCAUGUAGAUGAGUUUUGAUCACUUUUGCAUAUCAGGGUGAAAAAAGGGUGAUAUUCAGGGGCCAGGCCCUGGUGCACCUAAAUGCUCACAUUACAGUGCACAAGGGCCCAGGUUCAAGCCCCUAGCCUCUACAUGUAAGAGGAAAGCUUCACAAGUGGUGAAGCAGUGCUGCAGGUGUCUCCCUCUUGGUUACCCCCCCUCUAAAUUUCUGUCUCUAGCUAAUAAUUUUUUUAAUAGCAUAAAAUGGAGUGUAGGGAGAUAACCAAUGGUUAUGCAAACGUCUUUCAUGCCCGGGGCUCUGAGGUCCCAGGUACAAUCCUAGGCACCACCAUAAAUCAGAGUUGUACAGUGCUCUGGUUCUUGUUUUCUCUAAUGAGUCUUUUAAAUAGUACAGAAUGUUAGCAUUAAAGUGAUAUUUAAGGCCAUCUA
This is a messenger RNA of Erinaceus europaeus (western European hedgehog), 3663 nucleotides long. It is a transcript of the gene MCM4, whose product is annotated as minichromosome maintenance complex component 4. Lineage: Eukaryota; Metazoa; Chordata; Mammalia; Eulipotyphla; Erinaceidae. The record is from RefSeq and is a predicted model, not a curated record. Gene Ontology annotation, cellular component: nucleus; MCM complex. Gene Ontology annotation, biological process: DNA strand elongation involved in DNA replication; double-strand break repair via break-induced replication; mitotic DNA replication initiation. Bases 284 to 2875 code for a protein of 863 amino acids. The transcript has 17 exons. Gene Ontology annotation, molecular function: single-stranded DNA binding; ATP binding; single-stranded DNA helicase activity.